Endocarpon pusillum Z07020 is the source of this 579-nucleotide messenger RNA. RefSeq names its product Proteasome component PUP3. Bases 1 to 579 code for a protein of 192 amino acids. The transcript has 2 exons. Lineage: Eukaryota; Fungi; Ascomycota; Eurotiomycetes; Verrucariales; Verrucariaceae. The record is from RefSeq and is a predicted model, not a curated record. Gene Ontology annotation, biological process: proteasome-mediated ubiquitin-dependent protein catabolic process. Gene Ontology annotation, cellular component: proteasome core complex; proteasome core complex, beta-subunit complex.
AUGGUUGGCAAAGGUUGCGUAGCCAUAGCUUGUGACCUUCGUCUCGGCCUGCAGUCCCUAACAGUCUCGAACAAUUUCCCGAAAAUCUUUCAAUACGCACCGUCCUGCUACCUCGGCCUUACAGGGCUGGCAACCGAUGUGUCGACAGUAUCAGACCUAUUCCGGUAUAAAGUCAAUAUGUACCGAUUGCGAGAAGAGAGGAAUAUUAGUCCGCAGACGUUGGCCAAUCUUGUCAGCUCGAGUCUGUACGAAAGAAGAUUCGGACCGUACUUUGUUAGCCCGGUGCUUGCUGGUAUCAAUCAUACUACGGGAAAGCCAUUCAUAUGUGGCUUUGACUCGAUAGGUUGCAUAGAUUUCGCGAAGGAUUUCAUUGUUGGCGGUACAGCGAGUGAUCAGUUGUUCGGAACCUGCGAAGGAUUGUGGGAGCCAGACUUGGAACCGGACGAGCUCUUCGAGACUGUUUCGCAAGCUCUACUGAAUGCAGUAGAUAGAGAUGCAUUGUCAGGAUGGGGAGCGCAUGUUUACAUCAUUGAGAAGGACAAGGUCACAAAGAGGCUACUGAAAGGGAGACAAGAUUGA